Molecule: messenger RNA, 1992 nt
Organism: Protopterus annectens (West African lungfish)
Lineage: Eukaryota; Metazoa; Chordata; Ceratodontiformes; Protopteridae
Gene: INTS9
Product: integrator complex subunit 9
Exons: 13
Coding region: 68-1723 (551 amino acids)
Biological process (GO): snRNA processing
Cellular component (GO): integrator complex
Source: RefSeq, a predicted model, not a curated record
CUUCUUGCAGACAGAACUGCUAGAUCUCUCCAAUGUUGAUGUGAUUUUGAUCUCUAACUAUCAUUGUAUGAUGGCAUUACCAUACAUCACUGAACACACUGGAUUUACUGGAAUGGUGUAUGCUACAGAACCAACUGUGCAGAUUGGCAGACUUCUAAUGGAGGAACUCGUGACCUUUAUUGAACGUGUCCCAAAAGCACAGUCUGCUUUCUACUGGAAAAACAAGGAGUUACAGAGAUUACUACCAACCCCCUUAAAAGAUGCAGUGGAAUUGUCAACAUGGAGGCGAUGUUACACCAUGCAAGAAGUCAAUUCUGCCCUCAGCAAGAUCCAGUUGGUGGGCUUCUCUCAAAAAAUUGAGCUGUUUGGAGCAGUCCAGAUCUCUCCGCUCAGUUCUGGAUAUUCUCUUGGAAGUUGCAACUGGAUUAUACAAUCACAUUAUGAGAAAGUGGCAUAUGUGUCUGGAUCAUCACUGUUGACUACACAUCCACAGCCAAUGGAUCAGUCAUCUCUGAAGAGCAGUGAUGUUUUGAUCCUGACGGGACUAACACAGAUUCCUACAGCUAAUCCAGAUGGCAUGCUUGGGGAAUUUUGCAGCAACCUUGCUAUGACUGUGCGCAGUGGGGGCAAUGUCUUGGUUCCUUGUUACCCUUCUGGAGUGAUAUAUGACCUUUUGGAGUGUCUUUAUCAGUAUAUCGACUCUGCAGGCCUUUCCAAUAUUCCCUUCUAUUUUAUUUCACCUGUGGCCAACAGCUCACUUGAGUUCUCACAGAUAUUUGCAGAAUGGUUAUGUCAUAAUAAGCAGUCAAAAGUCUAUCUUCCAGAACCUCCCUUUCCUCAUGCAGAGCUCAUUCAAACCAACAAGUUGAAGCAUUACCCUAGUAUUCAUGGCGAUUUCAGUAAUGAUUUUAAACAGCCUUGUGUUGUCUUCACUGGGCAUCCUUCACUAAGAUUUGGCGAUGUCGUACAUUUCAUGGAACUGUGGGGAAAGUCCAGCCUUAACACAGUCAUUUUCACAGAGCCAGACUUCUCUUACCUGGACGCAUUAGCUCCAUACCAACCUCUUGCUAUGAAAUGCAUCUACUGCCCAAUUGACACCAGACUGAACUUCAUACAGGUCUCCAAAUUACUCAAGGAAGUACAGCCGCUUCAUGUGGUGUGUCCAGAACAGUACACCCAGCCCCCAUCUACACAGUCGCACCGCACAGACCUAAUGAUAGACUGUCAGCCACCACCUAUGGCCUACCGGCGUGCAGAAGUGCUAACCCUUCCUUUCAGGCGGCGCUAUGAGAAGAUAGAACUUACACCUGAACUGGCUGAUUUACUUGUCCCUUCAGAAGUUAAAACUGGCAUUUCGGUGUCGACUGUGUCAGGUGUACUGCGUACAAAAGACAACAAGCAUGUUCUACAGCUACCUCCAAAACCUGUGCCACCUCCUGCUACCAAGAAAAGGAAAAGAGUAAAUGAAGAGAUUCCAGAGCAAAAUCCUCCAAAACCCUUGCUUAGCGGCGCAAUGCCUCUCGACCAGUUUGUCCAGUCAUUGGAGAAGCAUGGAAUCACUGAUGUUAAAGUUGAGGACACUCCAGAGGGACAUAUUGUCCACCUGCAGGCAGAAGACACACUUAUUCAGCUUGAAGAAGAUUCCACACACAUCAUCUGUGACAAUGAAGUGCUUCGGACACAGCUGAAGGACCUGGUUCUGAAGUUCUUCCAAAAACUUUAAUGAAAUUACAAAGAAGCUGCAGAUGUGCAGGUGGCUGGAAACUUAACACUCUUGGGAAAUGAAAGAGUGAAAUAAGUGAUGCUGCCAAAAUAUGACUGUUAGAAAUGACUAUGUGUAUUUGUACAAUGGAGAGAGUUCUACAUGAAAUUACAAAAGCAGAACUGAAAUUCAGUUUUAAUGUUCUUUUCACCGUUAAUACAUUUGCAAGAAUUGACAACUUUUUAACAAUCUCACUUUUUUAAAUAAAGAGAGCACUCUGACUUUUAGAA